GCUUCCAUUCUCGUCUCUGCGCCAUAGUUCAGCACUGUGUCAGCAUCGGUCAGAAUCGAUUUGAUGUCAUUGAAAGACUUACGAAUGACUGAGACAGUGGCAAGAUGCCCUGUCCAUCUCUGCUCCAGAAGACGUUUAAGCUGAACACCUUUGUAAUGCAUAGCAACCGUUGGCUUCCUACAGAAUUUGUAGAGGGAAUUGCAAACCUCAAAAAACUCUGAAAGUGCAGACUCUGCAGACAUGACAUGGACCACAACCAAAUGCAACUGAUGGUUGCAUUUAUAUAUAUGUAUAUAGUAUAACCCCUACCCAGAAUCUGAGGAAUAUGCUUUGGUGGCGCAAGCCCUCAUCAAAAAACAUCCAUGUCUGAGGGAACCAGGGUCUGUCGCUGGAUGGUACAAUUGGAGGUCUAGUUUAAAGUAUAAAAUGGGUAACUUCAGACAAAAGCUACGAGAGGCUGGAUGUCCAGAGCUCAAGAUCAACUCGCGGUCAUCCAGCACAUCUGGGAAAAGAACUCUUGAGAGGGCUAGAAAAUCAGAAGUCAACUUCAUGCCAGACAUCCCGGAAGGAAAAACAAAACACUCCCUUGAUGAAGAAAGGACAGCAAUGCUCACAGAAAUGAAGAAGAGGAAGGUUGAUUGGAAGCAAAUUCAAGCGAUGAUGACCAGCACAUUCUCUUUGCGGAGAAAGGAAAUCGUUGAGGACGAGCCACUUGUGUCUGACAUCAAAGAUAGAUGGCCAUCACUGUUCUCUGAACGUCAGAUUGAAGCCGAGUUAGCUCGCCUCACCACUGUUGACCUGAAAGGCUGCCUCUUCGCUGGCCUUGACAAGUAUCUGCAGAGGUUCAUUGAUAUCUACAGAGCCAAGCCUGGUGUGGUGGAGCUGAAGAAGCUGUUGACAACACUGGAUGGUGAAUGUUCCAACCAAUGGAAAAGGACCAUCGUGCUGAUGGGGCUCCCCCACUACCUCAAAGAGUCCAACUUUUACAAGAAAGUUCAGGCCACAGAUGCUGAGGAGGACAUGACUAGAGGAAUGACGGUGGGCAUCCUCAUUGUGGCAGACGGGGUUGAUACUGUCGCUUUCGCUGUGGUCAUUGAGGAAGAAAUCAUCCUUCCAUCGCUCAGUGAUUGCCCAACAGCUGUGGCACUUCUGUUGGGUCUGCUCUACGCACUAAACAUUGACUAUCCCAAACACAUGAGGUACACAUUUGAAGUCAUUCAGAAGGUGCUCAUGGACAUUGGUGGAGGCCAUUGCACUGCUUUGGUUCAUGGCUUGAGAAACAGACUCUUGAAGAAGACCAUGUAAGCUUAAAGCAGAGUUUAAGCAUUGGCCAAAUGUGAACAAAAUGUGAACUUGAUUGAGAAAUCUUAUUUUGUUAUUUUGGUUAGAUGUCCUAUAGAUUGUGUACUGUAUUUGACAAUUUAAUGACUUGUGCAGGUUUACACGCCCACUUUGGAAGGGCACACACUGGAUUUGUUGGGAUAUUUACACCCAGUGUGUAUUUGGGUAUAGCGACACAGUGUAUUUCGGACACAGUAACACACAGUGUAUGUGGGACACAUAACACACACGGUGUGUAUUCAUUUUGGGGGACACAGUAACACACACGGUGUGUAUUUAUUUUCGGGACCGUAACACACACAGUGUGUAUUUAUUUUGGGGACAGUAACACACACGGUGUGUAUUUUGGGGACGGUAACACACAGUGUGUAUUUAUUUUGGGGACAGUAACACACACGGUGUGUAUUUAUUUUGGGGGACACAGUAACACACACGGUGUGUAUUUAU
Molecule: messenger RNA, 1788 nt
Organism: Eleginops maclovinus (Patagonian blennie)
Lineage: Eukaryota; Metazoa; Chordata; Actinopteri; Perciformes; Eleginopidae
Exons: 4
Coding region: 427-1305 (292 amino acids)
Source: RefSeq, a predicted model, not a curated record